GGAGAGAGUGGGACAACGACAAAGACCAAAGAGAGAUAGUAGUGUCGUUUUAACGUCUCUUUGUACUUGUCCCCACACCCACACCACACCAUUCUUGUUUAUAUAUAAAAUAAAUCACUACACAUAAUACCCACUCUCUCAAGUCUCACCUCUACUUUUCUCUCUCCUAUAAUGGCAGUUGUUUGGAAAACAGUUAUUAUUUGCUACUUUUCACUAUGGUCUGCACUACAAGUCUGUACAACCACCGCGGCGGCGGAGAGAUCAAAAUUCACGGCGGAGGCGGAGGCGGACAGAGUGAAGAACUUGCCGGGAGAACCCAAAGGAGUGAGUUUUGCACACUAUGCUGGCUACGUUAAACUCACUCCUCACAACAAUCACAAGGCUUUGUUCUAUUGGUUCUUCCAUGCUCAACAAAAUUCUCAUCAAAAACCUCUCGUUCUUUGGCUCAAUGGAGGACCUGGGUGCUCAUCGAUUGCAUAUGGAGCAGCACAAGAGCUAGGCCCAUUUCUUGUCCGAGAAAAUGGAACACUAAUUCUUAACAAAUAUUCAUGGAACAAAGUGGCAAACAUGUUGUUCUUGGAGGCACCUGUGGGAGUAGGGUUUUCAUAUACAAACAAAUCGAACGAUUUGAAUGAACUUGGGGAUAGAGUCACAGCUGAAGAUUCUUAUGCUUUCUUAAAUGGAUGGUUUCAAAGAUUUCCAGCCUUCAAAUCCCAUGAUUUCUAUAUUGCUGGAGAGAGCUAUGCUGGUCAUUAUGUUCCUCAACUUGCUGACCUCAUUUAUAAGAGAAACAAAGGAGCUGGCAAAGAAAAUUCCUUCAUAAAUCUCAAAGGUUUCAUGAUUGGGAAUGCAGUGAUAAACGAUGAAACAGAUUCGAAUGGGAUAUUUGACUACGCAUGGAGCCAUGCAAUCAUAUCAGACCAACUCCACCAAAGCAUAAUCAAAGACUGUAAUAAUAAUAAGCAAGACAACCAAACCGUACUCAAAUGUGCAACCCAUGUUCGAAACUUUCUACAAGCUUAUUCUGAUAUCGAUAUUUAUAGUAUCUACACACCAAUAUGUAUUAAUACUAAUAAUAAUCCUCCUUCUUCAAGACCAAAACUACAUGUUGCUCCACGCCUCUUCACACAACAUGAGUUAUGGGAUCGCGUACCAGCGGGAUACGAUCCAUGCACGGAGAAUUAUGCAGUGAAGUUUUUCAACAGAAAGGAUGUUCAGAAGGCCCUACAUGCCAAUGUGACUAACCUCUCAUAUCCUUACUCCUCUUGCAGUGGUGUUAUUGGGAGAUGGAAUGACUCUCCAGAUACCGUAAUUCCCGUUAUUCGAAGGCUUUUAAAUGCUGGCCUACGUAUAUGGAUCUACAGUGGUGACACUGAUGGGAGGGUGCCGGUGACAUCGAGUCGAUACAGCAUAAAAAAGAUGGGAUUGAAGGUGGUGGAAGAGUGGAGAGCAUGGUUUGAGAAAGACCAAGUUGGAGGUUGGGUUGAGGUGUAUGAAGGUGGGCUAACCCUAGCCACUGUCAGAGGCGCAGGGCAUCAGGUCCCUGUUCUUGCUCCUAUUCAGUCUCUUUCUCUAUUCACUCAUUUUCUCAACCACAAUCAUAAUACUACCUUGCCACCUUCUAGGUUUUAAUUCUAAUUAUUAUUAAUUAAUUGUAAUUCCAAAAACAUUAUUAAAUACAUAUAUCAAUAAAUGAACUUAAUUUUAAA
This is a messenger RNA of Cannabis sativa, 1709 nucleotides long. RefSeq names its product serine carboxypeptidase-like 35. Gene Ontology annotation, molecular function: serine-type carboxypeptidase activity. NCBI's taxonomy places the organism in Eukaryota, Viridiplantae, Streptophyta, Magnoliopsida, Rosales, Cannabaceae. The coding region runs from base 172 to 1632 and encodes 486 amino acids. The transcript has 8 exons. Gene Ontology annotation, cellular component: vacuole. Gene Ontology annotation, biological process: proteolysis. The record is from RefSeq and is a predicted model, not a curated record.